Molecule: messenger RNA, 1341 nt
Organism: Condylura cristata (star-nosed mole)
Lineage: Eukaryota; Metazoa; Chordata; Mammalia; Eulipotyphla; Talpidae
Gene: ZACN
Product: zinc activated ligand-gated ion channel
Exons: 10
Coding region: 1-1323 (440 amino acids)
Biological process (GO): monoatomic ion transmembrane transport; chemical synaptic transmission; signal transduction
Cellular component (GO): membrane; synapse; neuron projection
Molecular function (GO): extracellular ligand-gated monoatomic ion channel activity; transmembrane signaling receptor activity; neurotransmitter receptor activity
Source: RefSeq, a predicted model, not a curated record
AUGGAGCAGGACAGGGAAGCCCGGGCAGAGAAGCGACUGCAGCAGCAGCGGGAGCCCGGCGCUGUUCCCACUGCCCCUGCCCAGCCGCUGAGGAUGGCCCUGCGCCUGCUCCUCAUCGCCCUGCUGGGGCUCGGCGCCCCCCAGCCCUCGGUCCAGGGGCGAGGCUUCCGCACGCCAGCAGCCGCCCGGCCACCUUUCUUCAGCCACAACUCACCCCAGGAGGCCCAGGAAGCCAUGCAGAUCCCCCACAAUGGCAGCGCCCCCCUGCUUGUGGACACGCAGGUGUUUGUGUCAAACGUGUUUAACGUGGACAUCCUGCGGUACACAGUGUCCUCCGUGCUGCUGCUCCGGCUGUCCUGGGUGGACACACGCCUGGCCUGGAACGCCAGUGCACACCCUCGGCGUGAGGUCACACUGCCCUGGGACGCGGUCUGGACACCAGGACUCACCAUCCAGGAGGCGCUCUGGGUGGACUGGCAGGACGAGAACCCACGUGUCCGGGUGGACCAGGAUGGCCACGUGGAGCUGUGCCUGGCCCUCACCGCGGAGACCAACUGUGACUUUGAGCUCCUCCACUACCCCCGGGAUCAGAGCACCUGCAGCCUCAGCUUCUACGCUUUCAGCAACUCCGUGACAGAGCUGGAGUUCAGGGCCUCGGUGGUGAACGAGAUCGUGAGUGUCAAGAGGGAGUAUGUCGUCCAGCAUCUGGAAACUCGAGCCCCCCCUCAGAGGCUGGUGCCCUGCUUCCGGGUGACGCUGCGCCUGCAGAACACAGCGCUCAAGGCCAUCAUCGCGCUGCUGGUCCCGGGAGAGGCGCUGCUGCUGGCCGACGUGUGCGGGGGGCUGCUGCCCCUCCGGGCCACCGAGCGCAUCGCCUACAAGGUGACCCUGCUGCUGGGCUACCUCGUCUUCCACUCCUCCCUGGUGCAGGCCCUGCCCAGCUCCUCCUCCUGCAACCCCCUCUUCAUUCACUACUUCACGGUCCUGCUCCUGCUGCUCUUCAUCAGCACCGCGGAGACCGUGCUGCUGGCUGGGCUGCUGCUCCGGGGCGGCGGCGGGGUCGACAGCAGCCCCAGCCCAGUCCCCAGGCAGGAGCAGACGGACCGUGGCCACGCCAAGACCUGUGCUGAAGGAGCCUCCGGACGAGGAAAGGGGCCGAGCAGCAGGCGGGCGGAGGCUGCCGACCACGCCUUCGGCCUGCUGUACGUGGUGGCGGUGGCGUGCAGCCAGCUGGUGUUCGCUGGACUCUGGGUGUGGGGGACGUGCAAGUCUGCCCCUGCCCCUGGCGAGGCCACACCCCACGGUGGGCAGCCCAGGCUGUGACAGGGCAGGCCGGGCACA